AGUUUAUUUAAUUUUUAUUCUAAUUAUAGUAACUUUGAAAGCUUUUUUAAAACACGAUUUUACCGAAGAUACGUUUGGUGAAACUACUUAUAUUUCAUCAGUAAGAAUCGGAAAAUUUCGGUUUGAAAUACGAUGUAAAAAUCAUUUUCUCUUGAAUAAAUUUAAAGUAAAAACAAAGCUUCAAAUAUCUGGAAUCCUGAAAAAUGAUAGAAUGCCAAAUUUUUUGCUGGUUGAAGAUGUAUCAGACAUAAAAAUCAUACCAGGUAUUAUUAUCGAUGAGAAGCUUUCGAAGGCAGUAUUUCUUCCGAAAAGAAAAAGAAAAGCCGAAGACAUUAUGGAGUAAUCAAAACAUAAAACGUAAUCUUUACAGCAGUAUUUUUACAAAAGUAAUCUAUUUUACAAGUGAAAUAACAGGUUACGUGAGUUCAAUCUUUACAAUAAAAUCAUAUGAAAAGAAUGACAAAAAAUGGGAUCUUUUUAACUUCAUUUUAAGUACCGGUGAAACCACUAUACAAGUUACUGCUUGGAACAAUUUGGCUUUUAAAUAUGCAAGUUUAAUAACUGAGACAGAACGGUUGUUAAUAAAACAUGCGAAACAAAGAGCACAAAGAAAAUCUGAGUAAGUUUAAAAAUCAAUAAAAAGUUUCUCUUUUUUUGAUGUGAAAGUUUUAUAAUGUGACAAUUUACAUAUACAUAUACAAAUUGUGUGAAUGUUCUGAUUGACUGUUAUGAUCAAAAUAGUUAUAAUUGCAAGAUACUCAUCUUUUCCAUGGGAAAAGAUAUAUAUAAGUCUAUUACAUAGAUGUAUAGAAUAUAUUUUGU
Molecule: messenger RNA, 822 nt
Organism: Nylanderia fulva
Lineage: Eukaryota; Metazoa; Arthropoda; Insecta; Hymenoptera; Formicidae
Source: RefSeq, a predicted model, not a curated record